This is a messenger RNA of Exophiala xenobiotica, 2302 nucleotides long. RefSeq names its product V-type proton ATPase catalytic subunit A. The transcript is spliced from 3 exons. Lineage: Eukaryota; Fungi; Ascomycota; Eurotiomycetes; Chaetothyriales; Herpotrichiellaceae. Gene Ontology annotation, biological process: ATP metabolic process; proton transmembrane transport. Gene Ontology annotation, molecular function: ATP binding; ATP hydrolysis activity; proton-transporting ATPase activity, rotational mechanism. The coding region runs from base 85 to 2151 and encodes 688 amino acids. Gene Ontology annotation, cellular component: proton-transporting V-type ATPase, V1 domain; fungal-type vacuole membrane. The record is from RefSeq and is a predicted model, not a curated record.
CCACACACCAGCAGCGACAUACCCACCUGCCCGUGCUCUCGAAUUCUAAUUAAUAGGUUCCUUUUAGUGAUGAUUUCAUCUUGAAUGCUUGGAUUUCGGCCGCGCCUAUCUCGCAAAAAGUCUCUAGUCGAGUUCAUCACCGGAAAGAGCAUUGACGAUCUCUCCAGUCUCUCCGACCUCAAGUAUCUCCAGCUCCAGCUUGGCCUCCCUGAUCUGAUCGAAGACGACGUCGAGGAAGAGCUUGCCGGUCCCAGCUCCAUCAACACCUCCGUCUUCGCCUUUCCGCAACCACUCCAGACCCUCCACUCUACUGCCCGAACUUACACAAGGAUGCCUGCUGCAAAAGAGAGUGGCAUUGGCCACGAGGACCAACAUGGUCUCGUCUUUUCCAUUUCCGGUCCCGUCAUCAUCGCAGAAAACAUGAUCGGUGUGGCUAUGUACGAGCUUUGCAAGGUUGGCUACGACGAGCUGGUCGGUGAAGUCAUUCGGAUCGAAGCCGAUAAAGCUACCAUCCAGGUGUAUGAAGAAACAGCUGGUGUCACCGUUGGAGAUCCCGUCCUGCGGACAGGCAAACCCUUAUCAGUCGAGCUCGGUCCUGGCCUGAUGGAAACAAUCUACGAUGGUAUCCAACGGCCCCUGAAGACUAUUGCUGGUGAGACAGACAGCAUCUACAUCCCUCGUGGUAUCUCCAUCCCCUCGUUGGAUCGCAAAAAGAAAUGGCCAUUUACACCUACCGUGAAAGAGGGAGACCAUAUUAGCGGCGGAGAUAUCUGGGGAAAGGUCGUCGAGAACAGCUUGUUGAACGAGCACCGAAUCCUAAUGCCACCACGAGCAAGAGGCACCAUCAAGAAGAUUGCCCCGAAGGGCGAAUACACGGUCGAUGAACCUCUGCUCACCGUCGAAUUCAAUGGGGAAACCAAGGAAUACCCUAUGAUGCACUCAUGGCCUGUCCGUGUUCCCAGACCAGUCAAUGAGCGACUCCAGGCCGAUGCACCCUUUAUCGUCGGUCAGCGAGUGCUCGACGCUCUGUUUCCCUCUGUUCAAGGUGGCACUGUCUGCAUUCCUGGGGCUUUUGGCUGUGGCAAGACUGUCAUUUCGCAAUCCGUGUCCAAGUUCUCCAACAGCGACAUCAUUGUCUACGUCGGGUGUGGAGAACGAGGAAAUGAAAUGGCCGAAGUGUUGAUGGACUUUCCAGAGCUAUCAAUCACCAUCGAAGGCCGCAAAGAGCCCAUUAUGAAGCGAACGUGCCUGAUUGCCAAUACAUCAAACAUGCCUGUGGCUGCACGAGAAGCCUCUAUCUACACCGGAAUUACAGUAGCAGAAUAUUUCCGCGAUCAAGGCAAGGCCGUCGCCAUGAUGGCCGACUCAUCCUCACGAUGGGCCGAAGCUUUGCGAGAGAUUUCAGGCCGUCUUGGUGAAAUGCCUGCAGAUCAAGGUUUCCCUGCUUACCUGUCCGCCAAGCUUGCCUCUUUCUACGAGCGUGCUGGAAACGCUAUUGCUCUUGGUUCUCCUGAACGUACCGGCAGCAUUUCAAUUGUCGGAGCCGUCUCACCUCCUGGUGGUGAUUUCUCAGACCCUGUCACUUCUGCCACCCUCGGUAUUGUGCAGGUCUUCUGGGGCUUGGACAAGAAAUUGGCACAGCGAAAGCACUUUCCCAGCGUCAACACUUCGUUGUCAUACAGCAAAUACACCAACAUCCUCGACAAAUUCUACGCCAAAGACCAUGCCGAGUUCCCCAAGCUUCGAGACCGCAUCAAGGAACUCCUCACCAACUCGGAAGAUCUCGACCAGGUCGUCCAGCUUGUCGGUAAAUCCGCCCUUGGUGACUCGGACAAGAUCAUUCUUGACGUCGCUGCCAUGUUGAAAGACGACUUCCUCCAACAGAAUGGUUACAGUGACUACGACCAAUUCUGCCCGCUGUGGAAAACAGAGUACAUGAUGAAAGCGUUCAUGCAAUUCCAUGACGAGGCGCAAAAGGCCGUCUCAAGCGGCAUGGCCUGGGCCAAGGUCAGAGAAUCCACCAGCGAGAUUCAGCAUGGCCUGCGAAGCAUGAAGUUCGAGUUGCCCGAUAACCAGGAGGAGGUCUCGAGCAAGUACGACAAGCUGUUACAGAGCAUGUCAGAGAAGUUUGCUAGCGUUAGUGAUGAGUAGAGGAUUGAAGACGUCGCUUUGCGAGAGUCAGUGAUGUACCUAUACUGGGAGGGCAGUAGGUAAUCACAUUAUCAAUUAGCUUAGUACAAGAACAGAAUGCCUUGUGACAUUAUGAUAAAUUAAUGAAUCGUCAUGAGAAGAGUACUUUCGC